AUGCAAAGUCGUUAUGUCUGCGUGCGCUUCGGGCUGUCGAACCGCGGCCACGUGGUGGUGCACGUGGACGACCACAAGUUCAUAAAGCACGAGUGCUACAAGAAGAAGAUCCGCUGGACCUGCUGCAAGCGCAUACAGCUCGGGUGCAAGGCGAGCAUCACCACGCACAACAGCGUCAUCGUGAGAUCGCAUCUGCAGCACAACCAUUCC
Messenger RNA from Iphiclides podalirius (scarce swallowtail), 210 nucleotides. NCBI's taxonomy places the organism in Eukaryota, Metazoa, Arthropoda, Insecta, Lepidoptera, Papilionidae. The record is from the annotation of a GenBank genome assembly.